AUGGAAAUGGAUGGAACAUAUUGCACUGUUUUCUGCGACGGAAGAACUCAGGGUGGAUACUUCUGCUACCCGGGCAGAGAAUGGGUGCCCGAUCUGCCCUACUGCGUAAGAGCGAAAGAUGGUUCAACUACAACCAGUGAAGAAGAUACUAAAAAAUGUGAGUGUCGAAAUGGUGGCACAUGCGAUCCUUACGGACGUUGCGUUUGUCCUUCUGGAAGGACAGGCAUUCAUUGUGAGAAAGGAGCUCCAACUAUCGUAGGAUCACAAUCUACGCGAUGUGAAUGCAUAAACGGCGGCACAUGCGAUCCUUACGGACGGUGCGUCUGUCCUGCAGGAAGGACAGGCGCGAGAUGUGAGGAAGUGGCCUGCACAGACCCUGGCCCACUGGACAAUGCCAUUAUCCAAAACGAUAAUCGCUAUCCUGCUGCACCUAGAGCAACAUACAGACCAGGAGAGACUGUAUGGUUUUACUGUCUUCGAGGUUUUACCAUGCAGGGCGUUGAUUCUAUCACAUGCCAAACGUCUGGGAGGUGGACCAAGAAACCUACAUGCGUCCCUCAAACGGCUGCAGCAGCGAACGCAACUACUCCUGCUCCUGUGUAUUGCACGCAUCCAGGAUCAGCCACGAAUGGCUACAGCCUGAACAUGCUAGGAGCGCCUACAUUAUCCACGGCAAAAUACAAACCUGGUGAGACUGUGUGGUUCUACUGCAACGAGGGUUUUGCAAUGCAGGGCCCCGAUUCCGUCACGUGCCAAAUAUCAGGAACAUGGACCAAGAAGCCCACGUGCACCCGCCAAACGGUAACUGCAGCACCCACCACAGAAAUCACCCAAGCUCCUGUGAUUUGUCCUAACCCAGGCGAUGUGCAGAACGCAGACCGGAACGUCAAUGGUCCUGCCGGACCGAAUCCGGUUUAUCACCCCGGACACAUCGUCAUUUACACUUGUAAGCCCGGUUACGUUCGGAAGGGGCCCGUUUACGUCACUUGCCUGUCUUCAGGAAGAUGGUCCAGCCAGAAACCAAUCUGCGCUUUGAUAACCCCUGAGCCCAAUGAUCCACCUGAGGACAACCGAGUGUUCUGCAGGGACCCGGGCCCCAUCAAGAACGGGAAAGCGAUGGUCUAUCCUCCUGGCGGCAACGCUCGCAGAUUCGUCGUGGAACAUAAUUUCGAAUACCUUGAAGGAACAGUCCUAGAAUACGACUGUGAAGACGGAUACACCCCUAUUGGAGCGUUGUCCAUCACCUGCGGGAGUAAUGGGUUCUGGUCUGCUGUCAUUCCAUCUUGUAUCGAAACGUGCGGCAAGCCCCAGGUGAUGACCCAGCGAAUAACCUUCGGGGCGGAGACAAGGGCAGGCCAAUGGCCAUGGACAGUGGCGGUUGCAGUCAUCUACGACAGUGUGUCUGUGGUGGAGUGUGGAGGAGUGCUCAUAGACAGGAGGAGCGUUCUGACGGCCGCCCACUGCUUUGACACUUCGGGCUCGUUCGAACUUUACUUCGGGAAGCAUCGGAGACAAGCUGAAGAUGACGACAAUCAAGUAGACAAACGAACGAACUUGGCGGUGACCAUCCAUCCGAGCUACAACGGGUCGACGUUCGACUCCGACAUCGCCCUGGUGCGCUUCUGGCCCGAGAUUCGAUACACUUCGCGCAUCCAGCCCAUCUGUCUGCCCACCCCCGAGUCGACGGCGAAUAACAUCAGAAGAGGGAAAGACGGCAUCGUGACAGGCUGGGGACUCAACGAAAAGGACAUGCCCUCCGACUCCCUUUUCAUGGCUUACUUACCCGUCCUUCCGGGCGACUACUGCAUGAAAGCUUACCGCAGCCAAGGGAAGAACUUCCCCAUCACUUCCAACAUGUACUGCGCUGGACGGGACGAGGGAGGGAUGAGCGCCUGUUCCGGGGACAGCGGAUCCCCCAUGGUGUUCUACGAUGAGGUUAUGGAACAUUACACGUUGGAAGGAAUCGUCAGUUUUGGCGUCAACGGCCAGUGCUCGAUGCCAAAGAGCUACACAGUCAUGACCAAAAUACUGCCUUACUUGCCGUGGGUCAUCCGUACUAACUAUAUUUAUUGAUCAAUUGACGAUC
Uloborus diversus is the source of this 2086-nucleotide messenger RNA. RefSeq names its product limulus clotting factor C-like. Bases 1 to 2073 code for a protein of 690 amino acids. The transcript is spliced from 10 exons. Gene Ontology annotation, biological process: proteolysis. Gene Ontology annotation, molecular function: serine-type endopeptidase activity. NCBI's taxonomy places the organism in Eukaryota, Metazoa, Arthropoda, Arachnida, Araneae, Uloboridae. The record is from RefSeq and is a predicted model, not a curated record.